This is a messenger RNA of Felis catus (domestic cat), 1962 nucleotides long. RefSeq names its product melanoma-associated antigen B3. Gene Ontology annotation, biological process: negative regulation of transcription by RNA polymerase II. The transcript has 5 exons. The record is from RefSeq and is a predicted model, not a curated record. NCBI's taxonomy places the organism in Eukaryota, Metazoa, Chordata, Mammalia, Carnivora, Felidae. Gene Ontology annotation, cellular component: nucleus. The coding region runs from base 388 to 1464 and encodes 358 amino acids.
CUUCAUCUCACCACAUAGGUGUUGUAUCAUCUCACAUCGGGACAAUAAGAAAGGGGACUCAUGGAGGUGAGGUCCUUUGUCUGAAAGAAGUGAUCCCAGUUUGGCAGAGGGAGGAAGUCCAGACUCUGCUAGGAGUCAAGCCCUCAGAACCCCACGUGGCCAUGGCCGGAUAUGAUGUAUCUGAACUUCCGCUUUGGAACCGCGGGCCUCGCCCAGCGUUCGCAGCAUUUCUUCUGACAAGGAACGGAAGAUUACUUCCCAGGAGUUCUUUGAAGUCAAGGUUGGUGAGAGCCUUUGUUUGAGGGGAGAAACAUCAGAUCAGCAGAAGAAGGUGUCCCAGGCCCUACCUAGAGCCAAGAUCACCUGCUGUCCCUGACCACAGUCAUCAUGCCUCGGGCACAGAAGAGUAAGCUCUGCACCGGGGAGAAGCGCCACCAAGCCCAAGGUGGGACCCAGCCUCAGAGGGGUGCUCAGACCCCUGCGGCCACGGAACAAGCAUUCCCUUCCUCGGCCUCUCCUCCCUUUGAAGUUCUUACUCAGAGAAAUCCUGCUGCCAGGUCACGUAGCGCUCCCAAGAGGUCUCAGAGGGCCGUGUCCGCCACCACAAAGUCUGCAGGUGUUUCUCGCACAAGAUCAUACAAAGGAGCCGACUGCCAAGUUGAGAAAAAGCAAAGUUCCGUCCAGUCCCCACUCUCCAUUGUGCAGUCUCAGGGGGACCCUGUAAGCAAAACAGCGAGUGUUUUGGUAGAGUUCCUGUUGCACAUGAGCAGAAUGAAAAGGCCCAUUAUGAAAGCUGAUAUGCUGAAGUUUAUCAAUAAAAAGCAUAAACAUCGCUUCGUUGAGAUCCUCAAAAGAGCCUCUUUCAGCUUGGAAGUGGUUUUUGGUGUUGACUUAAAAGAAGUCGAUCCUACCAAGCAUUCCUAUGUCCUUGUCAGCAAAAUGAACCUCCCCAACAACGGGACUAUAAACCGUGGCAGGGGGUUUCCCAAGACCGGCCUCCUGAUGAAUCUCCUGGGCGUGAUCUUCCUGAAGGGCAACUGCGCCGCCGAAGAGAAGAUCUGGGAGUUCCUGAGUAAAAUGAGAGUCUAUGCGGGGAAGAGGCACUUCAUAUUUGGGGAGCCCAAGAAGCUCAUCACCCAAGAUUUGGUGAAGCUCAAGUACCUGGAGUACCGGCAGGUGCCCAACAGCAAUCCUCCACGCUAUGAGUUCCUGUGGGGCCCCAGAGCCCACGCCGAGACCAACAAGAUGAGAGUGCUCGAGUUUUGGGCCAAGAUUAACCAAACAGUCCCAAGUGCCUUCCAACCUUGGUAUGAAGAGGCUUUGAGAGAUGAGCAAGAAAGAGCCGAAGCCACAGUCACACUCCAGGCUGAGACCGAUGCUACGGCCAGUGCAUGUUCCAGGGCAUGUCCAGCAGCUCCUCCCACACCUAGUGAGGUCGAGCCCGAUCCUUCACAUUGUGACUGAAGAGAGCAGUCAGUGUUCUAAGUAGUGGAGGCCUGGGUGUGACUGAGGGAACAGCAUGUAAUCCUUGGUGCUCCUGUUCUGUAUGGGUAAUUUGGAGAUUUACCAACAGUUUGAGUUUUUGCUACUUUUCAAAUGUUGCUAUUUUGAAGUGAAAUCUUACCUAGCCUUAUAGUGUAAAUUUAUGGAUUAUUUUGGCCUCACUUGUUAUCAGUUUAAAAGAGUGUUGCUGUUUCAUAAAACAAACUGGGAAAUUUCCCAUCUUAUUUAGUGUUCUGGUACAAAGUAGCAUGGCAUUGAAAUAUGAAUUUCCUUGAAAAUGUAAAAGGACUUAAGCAGUGAAAUAUAUGGAGUCAAGAAGUGGAGGAGAAGAGUAAGAUGGUCUGUAUUUGGUUUCCUAAUUCCUUUCACUCUGUAUUUUGUAACAUUCUAAAUAACAGCAUGUGUUUGACUAAUGGAAGAAUGUAGCAUCACAUUUUAAUAAAUUAGACUCACUGCUCA